Messenger RNA from Geodia barretti, 792 nucleotides. The record is from the annotation of a GenBank genome assembly. Lineage: Eukaryota; Metazoa; Porifera; Demospongiae; Tetractinellida; Geodiidae.
AUGUCGGACGAACUGGUCAUUGCGGGCAAGAAAUUCAAUUCGCGCCUCAUCGUGGGCACCGGUCGCUACCGGACUAUGGAAGACAUGGUCGCCGCAGUAGAGGCCUCGGGCACCGAGAUGAUUACGGUGGCCAUCCGCCGCCUCGACCUCGAUGACCCCACUGCCAAGACCCUGCUCGAUUUCAUCGACUGGGGCAAGUACCAGAUGCUCCCGAACACCGCCGGCUGCGCCACCGUCGAGGAGGCCAUAUUCGUCGCCCGCCUCGGCCGCGAGGUCGGUCAGACCAACUUCGUGAAGCUCGAAGUCAUUCCAGACCACAAGUACCUCUUCCCCGACGGCGCCGCCACCCUCGAGGCCGCCCGUCGUCUGGUCGAGGAGGGCUUCGUAGUUCUCCCCUACAUCCACGCCGACCCUGUGCUGGCCAAGAACCUGGAGGAUGUGGGCUGCGCCACCGUGAUGCCCCUAGGCUCCGCCAUUGGCUCCGGCCAAGGCAUCCACACCCGCGAGGAAGUCCGCAUCAUUAUCGAGCAGGCCAACGUCCCAGUGGUCGUCGACGCCGGUCUCGCCGUGCCCUCCGACGCCUCCCAGGCCCUCGAGAUGGGCGCCGACGCCGUGUUGGUGAACACCGCCAUUGCCCAGGCCAACGAUCCCGCUUUGAUGGGCGAGGCCUUCAAGGCAGGCGUUGAGGCCGGCCGCAAGGCGUUCCUUGCCGGGCGCAUCGGCGUGCGACAGUACGCCGCGGCCAGCAGUCCCACCACCGACGUACCCCAGCCGGCGGCUGCCGGCGCCUAG